UUGGGUGCUGAAGGCUAAGGCCGCUCGUUGCUGGCGGACCCGAGCUUCCUCCGGGGGGUGAGAGGAGAUAAAAUGGCCGCUGUGAGGCCGCCUUGGCCUAUCUCCCGUCGCCGAAGCCCUCUUCUUUUACGGACGGGGAGGUGAAGGCGCCCCCGGAGGGGCGCUGUUUGCGGAGACCCGCUUCGGGUUGAGGGAGGACCAUGGGCUCUCAGACGCUGCAGAUCCUCCGCCAGGGAGUCUGGGCUUCCAUCACCGGGGGCUGGUAUUAUGACCCCCACCAGAGCACCUUCGUCAACACCCUGCAUCUCUAUAUCUGGCUUUUCCUGCUCUGCUUCCCGUUCACCCUGUACAUGGCACUCCCGUCUUCUCUGGUGAUCGUGGCCGUCUACUGCCCGGUGGUAGCUGCCGUCUUCAUUGUCUUGAAGCUGGUGAACUAUCGCUUACACAGGGCUCUGGAUGAAGGAGAGAUUGUAGAGAGGAGCGCCAGUGAGUUGACGGAGAGAGUGGCAAAGGCCGAACGGAGUGACAGCUCUGCCAGAAGAGAAGACAGCAAUGGACCUGGUGACCCUGGCGGAGGAAUCGAGAUGUCCGAGUUCGUACGAGAAGCAACUCCUCCUGUUGGAUGCAGUUCGCGGAAUUCCUACUCCGGGUUGGACCCAAGCAAUCAUGUUGGAAUGGCUAGAUAUGGAGCAGCAUCGACCAGCAAAGGGGAUACAGAUGCUGCAAAGACCUCAGAUGAUAUCAGUCUGAGCCUUGGCCAGAGCUAUAGUUUGUGCAAAGAAGGAAUGGAAGACCAAGAUUUGUCUGUGGAUCAGAAGCUUUUCCGCCUGAUAUCCAAUGACUCCUUUGUCUCCAUUCAACCUUCGAUUUCGUCUGGGGGCAGGGACUUCGUGAGAGACUACAGCGACAAAGUCCCCACGCACGGUCACCAUCACCAUCUGGAUCACUCUCUGUCCAGCGCCUGCGACACGGAAAUGGCUUCGCUGGUCCCGUUGCAUUCGCAUUCGUACAGGAAAGAGCAUAGACCGAGGGGCGUCCCGAGGACAUCGAGCUCUGCCGUGGCUUUCCCAGACACGUCCCUCACUGACUUUACGCUCUAUCAGCAAAGGCGCGGGCUGGAUCCUGUGAGUGAACUUGAAGCUUCCAAACCACAUUCUGGGUCCAAAGAUUCUUUAGUAGAUAACGCUUGUGCUUCAGGGAUUUUUCAGUUAGACUGCCUCAAAAGCAAAGGAUCCCAGCAGCUUUCGCGAAACGGCAGCGCCAGACACAUCAAGUCCGACAAAAGCAUGGACAGCUUGCGGAGCCUCAGCACGAGGAGCAGCGGAUCCACGGAAAGCUACUGCAGCGGAACGGACAGGGACACCAAUAGCACCAUCAGUAGCUAUAAGAGCGAGCAGACGAGCUCAACUCACGUGGAGAGCAUUUUAUCCGAACACGAAGAGGCCUCGGCUGCAAAGAGAAGCCAUUGCAGCGACCCCGAGGAGGAGCGUAGCUCGGGUACAGAUAAAAGGACUAGUAGCGUGAGGACUGCUGUAGAAAGAAAUACCGCUCAGGAAGCCAAGGAUGCCAACACGUCCGACGAUGUGCAGAGUCCAAGAGGUCUUAGCUCAUCUGCAUCAGAAGAAGCUAACAAGAACCCUCAUGCGAAUGAAUUAACUGCGCAGGCUGACUGGCUACCUGGGAAACUUACCGUCAAUCUAGAUGACCCCAUCGAGAAACCCGUCAUUUUAGUGGACUUGAGGUCUUUCAAAGAAACGGGUAUUAAACAACGUGAUAGCGACGUACGGCCCAAAUCAUCAAGUUUAAUACACCGGACCUCCUCGGCCCAUAAGUCAUGCCGUAGACGGACUGGUAAAAAACGAGCCAGCAGUUUCGAUGCCAGUAGACACAAAGAAUACGUUUCCUUUCAAGGCAUAGCUGAUACCAAACCUCGCAGCACUGGCUUUUGUCACGACGAUGACUCUAGCGACCAAAGCGACUUGAGCAGGACCUCAAGCGUGCAGUCGGCCCACCGUUUCAGCAGCGACAGCUCUUCCAGCACUACUUCCCAUUCAUGCCAGUCUCCCGAGGCCAGAUACAGUGCCCUGAGGACGAAAUAUCACAUCCGAGAACGCGGCACGGAUUCCAGACGGUCCCACUUAAGUUGCGAAGGCGCUGGCAAAAAACGCUCCGCCCGCAGGACUUCCAGCGCAGGCGGUACAAAGAGUCGCGCCAGAGUAUUAAGCCUGGACAGCGGCACCGUGGUUAAUUUGGGGGAUGCCAAUCGGCUGGCGGCUCCUGAGAGCAUCAAACCGUUAACGACGUCCAAAUCUGACCUCGAGGCCAAAGAGGGGGAAGUGCUAGAUCAGCUGUCCUUGUUAGGGCGAGCUUCUCAGUUAGAAUGCGUCACUCGGUCGAGAAAUAGUUUGCCCAGUCAGGUUACGUUUCAGGACGUGGAAGAGAGAGAAGCGAUCAUUGGAGCACACGCCAGUGAGGAGACAGUAACAUCCCGCCGCGAACGCAGCACAUUUAGGCGCCAGGCGGUCCGGCGCCGGCACAAUGCCGGGAGUAACCCCACUCCUCCCGCCUCGCUCAUCGGAUCGCCCCUCAGCCUUCAAGAUGGUCACCAAGGCCACCAGUCAUCAACCCAGGUCAAAGUCCAGUCCCGUCCCCCUUCCCAGGCUGCAGUGCUCAGCGCUAGCGCCUCCUUGCUGGUGAGAAAUGGGAGUGUCCACUUAGAAGCGUCACAUGACAAUGCAUCUGCCGUAGGCAAUAGCAGUUUGCACGAUGAACUUGGUAUGCAGGCCUUAUGUAACCUUGGGGACAUGGAAGUUUUAAUGCAGCACAUUUUGGGUAAAUUCACUCCGUCUCUGUAUGAAGCCGGUGGCUGUGACAUGUCACUGGUGAACUUUGAGCCCGCUGCAAGGAGGACCUCGAAUAACCUCUGUGACACGGAUUCCCAUGUUUCAAGUUCUACCUCAGUUCGAUUUUACCCCCAUGAUCUACUCACUCUUCCCCAGAUCCGAUUAAACCGGCUGCUGACCAUAGAUACGGACCUGCUGGAGCAGCAGGAUAUUGACUUGAGCCCCGACCUGCAGGACCAGAUGCAACCGCAGGAGCAGGCGGCUCACAAAGUAAAACACUACUACCGUUUGUGGAUCCUGCCCCAGCUGUGGGUCGGCAUCAACUUCGACAGGCUUACACUCUUGGCCUUGUUCGACAGGAACCGAGAGGUCCUUGAAAACGUGUUGGCAGUCAUCCUUGCAAUUCUGGUUGCCUUUUUGGGCUCUGUUCUUCUCAUAGAAGGCUUCUUCAAAGAUAUCUGGGUCUUCCAGUUUUGUCUUGUUAUAGCCAGCUGUCAGUACUCUCUCCUUAAGAGUGUUCAGCCAGAUUCUUCUUCCCCUAGACAUGGCCAUAACCGCAUCAUAGCCUAUAGUAGGCCUGUUUACUUCUGUGCCUGUUGUGGCCUUAUUUGGUUACUGGAUUAUGGAAGCAAAAACCUGACGACAACCAAAUACAAGUUAUAUGGAAUGGCCUUCACCAACCCUCUGCUCCUCAUCUCAGCCAGGGAUUUAGUCAUCGUGUUCACGCUUUGUUUCCCAGUCGUGUUUUUUAUCGGUCUUCUGCCUCAGGUGAACACGUUCGUCAUGUACCUGUGUGAACAAGUGGAUAUACACGUGUUUGGUGGAAAUGCCACCACCAGUUUGCUUGCAGCACUUUACAGCUUUAUCCGCAGCGUCGUGGCUGUCGCUUUGCUUUAUGGACUGUGUUACGGUGCCCUUAAGGAUCCUUGGGACGCCCAGCACAUUCCCGUAUUAUUCUCUAUUUUCUGUGGUGUGUUAGUGGCGGUUUCCUACCAUCUCAGCCGACAGAGUAGCGAUCCCUCUGUCCUCAUCUCAUUGGUACAGUCAAAGAUUUUUCCAAACAAUGAAGAUAAAAAUCCAGAGGAUCCGCUAUCGGAAGUGAAGGAUCCUCUUCCAGAGAAACUGAGAAAUUCUGUUAAUGAACGGCUUCAGUCUGACCUGGUGGUCUGCAUAGUAAUCGCAGUGCUGUACUUUGCCAUCCAUGUCAGCACCGUGUUUACAGCAUUACAGCCGGUUCUUAGUUACGUACUGUAUGCACUUGUUGGUUCGGUUGGAUUAUUAACGCAUUAUAUCCUGCCGCAAGUACGCAAGCAACUUCCUUGGCACUGCUUCUCUCACCCGCUGCUAAAAACUAAAGAAUAUUAUCAGUUCGAAGUCCGAAAUGCUGCUCACAUGAUGUGGUUUGAAAAGGCUCAUGUCUGGCUGCUGUUUGUGGAAAAGAAUAUCAUCUACCCAUUGAUCGUUCUCAAUGAGCUCAGCAAUGGUGCGAAGGACAUAGCCAGCCCUAAAAAGCUGAAUGCAGAGAUUGGUGCGUUACUGAUCACUAUUGCUGGGAUGAAGCUGCUCAGGUCCUCUUACAGCAGCCCCACGUGCCAGUAUGCCACGGUCAUCUUCACCGUCCUCUUCUUUACGUUUGAUUACAAAGACUGCUCCGAAAAACUGCUGCUAGAUCUGUUCUUUAUGUCUAUCCUCUUCAGCAAGCUGUGGGAACUGUUCUACAAGCUGCGGUUUGUCUACACCUACAUCGCUCCUUGGCAGAUCACCUGGGGAUCAGCGUUCCAUGCCUUUGCCCAACCUUUUGCUGUACCUCAUUCUGCAAUGUUGUUUGUCCAGGCCAUUGUGUCCGCUUUAUUCUCUACUCCCCUCAAUCCGUUCCUCGGAAGUGCAAUAUUCAUCACGUCGUAUGUACGGCCCGUCAAGUUCUGGGAAAGAGACUACAAUACAAAGCGUGUGGAUCAUUCCAACACAAGACUUGCCUCUCAACUUGACCGAAAUCCAGGAUCCGAUGACAACAACCUAAAUUCUAUAUUUUACGAGCACCUGACACGCUCCUUGCAGCACAGCCUGUGCGGAGAUCUUUUGCUCGGCCGCUGGGGAAAUUACAAUACCGGAGACUGCUUCAUCCUGGCCUCGGACUAUCUGAACGCCUUGGUUCACCUCAUCGAGAUCGGCAAUGGGCUUGUCACCUUUCAGCUGAGGGGCCUGGAGUUCAGAGGAACCUAUUGCCAGCAGCGUGAAGUGGAGGCGAUCACUGAAGGCGUAGAAGAAGAUGAAGGCUUCUGUUGCUGCGAGCCUGGGCAUAUCCCUCACAUGCUGUCGUUUAACGCUGCUUUCGGCCAGCGCUGGCUGGCGUGGGAAGUCCUCGUUACGAAGUACGUGCUGGAGGGUUACAGCAUCACAGAUAACAGCGCCGCGUCUAUGCUCCAAGUGUUCGACCUCCGGCGAAUCCUCACCACUUACUACGUAAAGGGCAUUAUCUACUACGUGACCACAUCUGCGAAGCUAGAGGAGUGGCUGGCAAAUGAAACUAUGCAGGAAGGCCUCCGGCCAUGCUCUGACCACUGCUACGUGGAUGUAGACCCUACCUUUAACCCAAAUAUCGAUGAAGACUAUGACCUUCGCUUGGCUGGGAUUUCCCGGGAGAGCUUUUGCGCCAGUUACCUUAACUGGAUCAAGUAUUGCUCUUCCCGGCGAGAGAAGGCCAUUGACGCGGAGAAGGAUUCCCCCUUGGUGACGCUCUGCUACGGUCUCUGCAUUCUCGGGAGGAGAGCCCUGGGAACUGCUUCUCAUCACAUGUCCAGUAAUCUGGAGUCCUUCCUGUACGGUCUGCAUGCCUUGUUUAAAGGGGAUUUCCGAAUCUCCUCCAUCCGCGAUGAAUGGAUCUUUGCCGACAUGGAGUUAUUGAGAAAAGUGGUUGUCCCCGGCAUCCGAAUGUCUCUAAAACUUCAUCAGGACCACUUCACAUCUCCCGAUGAGUACGAAGACCCUGCCGUCUUGUACGAAGCCAUCAUGUCCCACGAGCAGAAUCUAGUGAUUGCACACGAAGGCGACCCGGCAUGGAGGAGCGCCGUCCUUUCCAACUCUGCCUCGCUGCUUGCUUUACGCCACGUCAUGGAUGACGGAACCAACGAGUACAAGAUCAUCAUGUUAAAUAAACGCUAUCUGAGUUUCAGAGUUAUUAAGGUGAAUAAGGAGUGCGUGCGCGGGUUGUGGGCAGGCCAGCAACAAGAACUGGUUUUCCUUCGCAACAGAAACCCGGAGAGAGGAAGCAUCCAAAAUGCUAAGCAGGCCCUCAGGAAUAUGAUCAACUCCUCGUGUGACCAGCCGAUCGGCUACCCAAUCUAUGUGUCCCCGCUGACCACAUCCUAUUCCGACACCCACGACCAGCUCAAGGAGAUUCAAGGGGGGGCAAUAAGUUUGGCAAAUAUCAGGAACUUCAUUGUGUCUACGUGGCACAGGUUGAGGAAAGGUUGCGGCGCUGGAUGUAAUAGUGGCGGAAACAUUGAAGACUCUGAUGCUGGAGGCGGGACCUCCAUAAACAGCAACAACCCACCCAACGCAAAUGAUGCCCCGAGCAGUGCGUCACAAGGGGGUGUCCCGGGUGGGACAGGCCAUGUCCACGCGUCGCGGCUCCAGCCACCUGGACUGCCUCACCCAGCAACACUAGGAACCAGCCACAGUUCCCACUCCAUGCAGUCAAGCCUCGUCCGACAUUCCCCUGCUCGCGGCUCAGUAGCCAGUCAUUCGUCUUACUGCUACAACAGCCGCCACUCGUCGCUCCGGACCUCUACCACGGGAUUUGUGCCUUGUCGGCGCUCUUCUACUAGCCAGAUAUCUCUUCGAAACCUCCCCACAUCCAUUCAGUCCCGUUUGUCCAUGGUGAACCAAACCGACCCGACCGGCCAGUCGGUCGUGGUUGGCCUUCCUUCCUCCAGCAGCUCGAGCCAGAGCAUCCCUGCGUGCAAGAGACACACCUUGGUAGGGUUUUUGGGAACAGAAGCGGGAAAUAGCCUCAUCGAAACACAAUCCUGCGGCAGUUCAAGUCCAGCAACCCAUUCAAGAGCCAAAAAGGAAGACGUUGUAUAUAGAGUCCAGAUUGUGGAUCCGAGCCAGGUGCUUGAAGGAGUCAAUAUAUCCAAACGGAAAGAGCUGCAGUGGCCAGAUGAGCUCGUGCGGCUAAAAGCUGGGAAAAACAGCUGGAAGGACUGGAGCCCUCAGGAAGGCAUGGAAGGCCAUGUAAUUCACCGCUGGGUGCCUUGCAGCAGAGACCCUUGUAAUAGGUCCCACAUUGACAAAACAAUCCUGCUGAUUAAGAUUGAGGACAAAUAUGUUGCUGUGGUAGAAACUGGCGUGCUAGAACUCGGUGCAGAGGUUUGAGGCUGCCAUUCAGUCAUCUUUUCAAGGAGAAAACUGAACUUAUACCCUGUUUUUUUUUUUUUUUUUUUUUUUUUUUAAUGUUUUUGGAGAGUUCAAGACGGACGGGGCUUUGAUGAAGCUCGCUUUAGCGAAAUCUUUUUUUGGGAGUCAGGAGGAUGCGUAACACGCUGCAAAACAUCGUGUUUCGCUCACAAUUCUAGGAAUAAAAGGUUUCAAAGAAAAUAAACUUUACGCAUUAUAUGUUUUAGAAGGAAAAAAAAAACAAAUAUAUUGCUAUGCAUUUCAUAUGCUUUAAGUCAAAAACAUAUUGUACUUUCUCAGUUCAAAAUAUGGUCUUCAUAUUUUUUUCUAAUUUAUUUGCCAAAAAAAAUUGCCAUGUUACUUCACUUCUAGCAUGUCGUGUUGUUUUCCUGAUGUACAGUUAUUUUUAUCCUUUUAUUUUUCCUUUUCUGAGAACAGUAAAUGUUUUAUAAACAG
Spea bombifrons (plains spadefoot toad) is the source of this 7697-nucleotide messenger RNA. RefSeq names its product pecanex 1 (gene PCNX1). NCBI's taxonomy places the organism in Eukaryota, Metazoa, Chordata, Amphibia, Anura, Pelobatidae. The record is from RefSeq and is a predicted model, not a curated record. Gene Ontology annotation, cellular component: membrane. The transcript is spliced from 36 exons. Bases 201 to 7220 code for a protein of 2339 amino acids.